AUGAAUUUUGUUUUAGUCGCAAAACAGUGCAUAGAAACAGCUUUUCAUAUAUCUGAUAAUGAAGUUGGUGAAGUUCCCGAUUUACAAAAAUUCUUCGAAUCCCAGCCCCAAAAAAAACCAAAUAUUCCGAAGAGUGAACCUUCAGAAGAAGUCAAAUCGAUGGCGGAAGCAUUAAAAAAUCAAGGUAACCAGUGCAUGAAACAAGAGAAGUUUGUGGAAGCUGUCGCCUGCUACAGCAAAGCUAUCGAACUAUCCCCGUACAAUGCAGUUUUCUACUGUAACAGAGCUGCCGCUCACUCUCGGUUAGACCAGUAUCAAGAUGCAAUUAAUGACUGCUUGAAAGCUUUGGAAAUCGACCCAUAUUACAGCAAAGCAUAUGGUCGAAUGGGUAUCGCAUAUUCUAGCAUUGGUAACCACGCUAAGGCUGUUGAGUGUUAUCGGAAAGGGUUAGAGCUUGACCCGAAUAACGAGAAUUGUCAACAAAAUCUUUCAAUUGCAGAAGAAAAGUUAAAGAAUUCAUCAGAUACUUCUCAGAGUUCAGGAUUAUUUGGUGGUUUUGACCUAAAUUCGAUUUUAAAUAAUCCAAUGAUGCAGAAUAUGGCUCGCCAAUUCAUGAAUGACCCAAAUGCUCAAAAUAUGAUGACUAAUCUACUACGCAACACAUUUGGAGUUUCUGACAAUUCAGCUAGUAGAAAUAAUUCGACUAGUAAUACUGAGACUAACAAUUCCAGCGAAUCAACAGAACCUAAUCCACAAAAUAAUCCUGUUGGUGCUGGUACUGGUGCUGGUGCUGGUGGUCAAAGUAUGGAUGAAUUUUUACGCCUUGGCCAACAACUUGCUCAACAACUGCAAGCAUCCAAUCCGCAGCUUGUAAAUCACUUACGUCAAACAUUUCAUACCAAUGUUAGUGGACAAAAUUCAAAUCCGGAAAACAAUACUGAUCUCAAUAAUGAUCAGAAUAAUACAAAUUCCAAAUAA
Messenger RNA from Schistosoma turkestanicum, 978 nucleotides. The record is from the annotation of a GenBank genome assembly. NCBI's taxonomy places the organism in Eukaryota, Metazoa, Platyhelminthes, Trematoda, Strigeidida, Schistosomatidae.